Messenger RNA from Scatophagus argus, 5887 nucleotides. It is a transcript of the gene hs6st1a, whose product is annotated as heparan sulfate 6-O-sulfotransferase 1a. The record is from RefSeq and is a predicted model, not a curated record. NCBI's taxonomy places the organism in Eukaryota, Metazoa, Chordata, Actinopteri, Scatophagidae. Gene Ontology annotation, cellular component: membrane. Gene Ontology annotation, molecular function: heparan sulfate 6-sulfotransferase activity. The coding region runs from base 313 to 1611 and encodes 432 amino acids. The transcript is spliced from 4 exons.
ACAUAACUCCAUGGUGAUGCAGUGAGCCUGUUGUGUAGACGGCAAACCAAAGUAAAGUAAACGGGGGAGGGUCGGCUACGGGGGGGGCUCUCAGCGAGUUACAAUGCGUCUUUCACGGCAUUGAACAGUCUCGGUGAACGAUGAGCCAACUUUGCCGGUCGUCUCGUAGCGGAAUAAGCCACUCUUGAGCCCUGAAAACGAAUCCUGCUUUGCGGGGCGAGAGCGAGAAUGCCGAAGCCGAACGCCCUGCUCCCUGAUGUCGGCUUGACUGGGAAAUGGUAGCGUACUGCGGGAACCGUACUUGGAAGGAACAUGGUCGAGAGGAGCAGCAAAUUCUUGUUGAUCGUCGUCGGAUCCGUGUGUUUCAUGCUGAUUCUCUAUCAGUACGUGGCUCCCGGGGUGAUCAAUUUCGGCUCCCCGCACGGUUAUUUCACGGAGGAAGACGACGGGGACAUCUUCCCGACUCCGGACCCCCACUACGUUAAGAAAUACUACUUCCCAGUCAGGGACCUCGAGAGGACGAUCGAUUUCCAAAUCAAAGGGGAGGACGUGAUCGUGUUUUUGCACAUCCAGAAGACCGGGGGUACUACCUUCGGCAGACACCUGGUUCAGAAUGUCCGUCUGGAGGUCCCUUGCGACUGCAGACCGGGCCAGAAGAAGUGUACCUGUUACCGGCCGAACCGCAAGGAGACCUGGCUCUUCUCCCGGUUCUCCACCGGCUGGAGCUGCGGCUUGCACGCCGACUGGACCGAACUCACCAACUGUGUGCCGGGGGUCCUCAACAAGAAGGAGAACAAGCAGAAAAAUCAAAGGAAGUUCUACUACAUUACUCUGCUGAGGGACCCGGUGUCUCGAUACCUCAGCGAAUGGCGGCACGUGCAGCGAGGAGCCACGUGGAAAACCUCCUUGCACAUGUGCGAUGGACGAACCCCCACUCCUGAGGAGCUGCCCUCCUGCUACGAGGGCUCGGACUGGUCCGGAUGCACCCUGCAGCAGUUCAUGGACUGUCCAUACAACCUGGCCAACAACAGACAGGUGCGUAUGUUGGCGGAUCUGAGCCUUGUUGGCUGCUACAACAUGUCCACGGUUCCAGAGAAGAAGAGGGCCCAGCUUCUCCUGGAGUCAGCCAAGAAGAAUCUACGAGACAUGGCGUUCUUCGGUCUGACAGAGUACCAGAGGAAAACUCAGUUCCUGUUUGAACGGACCUUCAGGUUGCGCUUCAUCAGGCCUUUCAUGCAGUACAACAGCACCCGAGCUGCAGGGGUGGACUUGGACAACGCCACGGUCCAGCGCAUAGAGGAGUUGAACGAGCUGGACAUGGAGCUUUACGACUAUGCCAGGGACCUGUUCCAGCAGCGCUACCAGUACACCAGGCAGCAGGAGAGACGGCAGCAGCGCAUCAAGAACCACAUGCAGCAGAGCCAUCAGGGUCUGGGCCUGGGCGUCAACCUGUGGCCCUCCCAUAGCCGGCAAAGCUUGAUGUCGACACUGGAGGACGGAGAAGGGGAGAGGGAGGAGAGGGAGGAGGGUGAGGAGGGAGGCAGAACGGAGGAGGCGGGCAGCAGGCUCCCCACAGAGGACUACAUGAACCAGAUUAUCAACCGCUGGUAGCAGCAGAAUGAGAACAAACACGCAGACAUGCAUAUGUAAUGUGAAAUACAUACACACACACACACACACACACACACACACACACACACACACACACACGGUGAGUGACGCCUGCAUCAAAGACCCAAAUGACUGACAAACUGGCAGACUUAAGCAGGUAGUUGAGCUGCAGGACUGAGAGUCAGGGUUUGCUAUGGAGUCCUGGGUUUAGGCGAUUGCAUCAGCUCACGUUAUCGAGGUUCACUCAGUUGUUAUUAACACCUGCUUGCCCUAACUCCCCUCUGAGUUUCUCCGUCUCUCUUAUCAUCAUUACCCAGUGAGCAGAGGAGAAAUAUUUUUAAGAGUUGCCAACAAUUGAGUGUCUCAUCUAUCCCUCCUCCUCCUCCUCCUCCUCCUCCUCCUCCUGUAUUCCUUUUGUGCUCUGUGGUCGAAUAUGGAGCAUGAGAAAAUACAAUUAAGUCUGUAAAUUCCCAUUAAUCUCUGCUAAAAGGACCAGUCUACUUCCUGGAUGCUCCAAUGUCAAAUGGAAAGUCAUGAAAGUAUGCUAAUGGCCUGAGAGGAACAAAGAAAGCGGUUGGAGUACAAGAGAGACUGAACUUGAAAGACUAAAGAAGCGAAGAAAGGUUGAACUGAGUUCUGUAAUAAAGCUUUCUGCUUAAAAAAAAAAAAAAAAAAAAAAAAAUCAGCCAUUUCACCCAUGAACACACUUUGGUCAUGAAAUCGUGACAGUUUCAUUCUCAUUUCAGGAUGAUUUCACUUGUAUUUUCCUUUGUGUUUAUGCUUUUUUAAAAGCAGAAUUGUAAUAACACUGAGACCAAUAUUGCUGCCUAAAGAAAAGUGAUUCCUUUAUUUCUUUAUUUUUAUUGGUUUUAUAAGUCAAAGCUAAUAGAUUGGACGGACGUACGAUGGACCAUAGCCAUUACUGAUGCCUUGCAUCUUGUUGGGCGGAGGGGAGCAGUUUCUCUCUGUUAAAGGAUCCCAAAGCUCCUGUCGCUUAACAAGUUCAUUAUUUCACCUUUUCACUCUUUCUCUCUCUCUCUCUCCAUUUUUUUUCUUUUUUUGUAUCUCAGCCCUCAGCCCUGCACACAAUAACGGCCAAUUAGAGAGCCAAAUCUCACAUAGGUGCGACGAAAUCAAAGGCAGAGAGAGGGAGUGAGUGUGCUGCAGGUUGUUGCCAGGAACCGUGCUGUGCGAGCGGCAAGAGCUUUGGAAGCCUCAACUCAGACAAAUGCUCGAGAUGGGAGUCGUGGAACUACUGGUCACCAUGGCAAUGUGAGCCUUUAGUGUAGUGGGUGGCAUUUUCAGUUUCGCCUUUUUUUUGUUUUGUUUCGUUUUGUUUUUUGUCUGACCGAGAGCUGCGCUGUAAAAAGCAGAAGUUUUAGACAAGACUCCUUCCCACCUGCUGAAAGGGCACACACAAUGCCGGUGACCCGUGCUUCAUCAGAGCGAACAUUUGUUUUGGUUUUUUUUACUGUUAAGCACGCACGGGGCAAGGUAGCAGUGCCUCUAUGUACUGGGAUCAUAGUUAACAUAAUUAUUGCCAGGUAUUAUGUCUGCAUUAUUCUACAGUAAUUUCUCUGACUACUCGUGUGUCUGCGUGGAUGAGUGUGUUUUCUCCGUGUGUGCGUGCGUGUGUGUAAAUAGUAUGUACAGUGUGCCUCUGACUGGUGUAUGUGUAUGCCUUUGUAAAUAGUGUGCCUGACCGAGAGAGGAUGCCUGAGUUUUGUGAAUGACUGGUUCCAUGACCAAUUUUAUUGUUUUUGUUUUUUUGGGUUUUUUUUGGUGGUGGAGGACAAGGCAACAAAGUCCCUCCGACAGCAAGCCACAGCAGUGUGACCAUCCCAGUGAUGCAAGCCAAUAAUAGUCCCCUCUGCCCUUUACCACCUCCUGUCCCUCCUGUCCCCGUCUCCUACACAUGAUGUGGUUGCAUAUGAGAACUGUAUCAGUGUAAUAAUUUAAAGUUUUAAAAAAAUCUACUCGUGUGACAUGUCUUUACUCUUGACAGCAACAUCUACAAGCAGGGAUGAGUGACGACCCAGUCAGGAAUGUCGACCAGUGGUUGUUUUGAACACGAUAGAUCGCAGAAUUUGGUUUAACACCGGUUCUUGCUUGGCAAAAUAUCCACAGCUCUGAUGCUAACAAAUUUCUUGUUGAACAUUUUAUCUCUCCUCCUUUCCUAUCAGCAAAGAGUGCUGAGACCAUCACCGACGGAAGAGACCUCAGCACACUGUACAUUAUUGUGAGUCGGUCACAUAGCGCUCUCUUCACAGACCUUAGAGGAAAAUCUUACUUCUAUGUUUUUUUUUUGCUUGUCAUCCAGCAGCUGGUUGAAUCUUGUUUGUGACCCCAUAGGUGUCAGCUGUCUGGACAGAAAGAUAAAAUAUUUCCCCGGAGUGAAUUUAACAUUCAAAUCUAAUGUUUCCAUAGAGUGUGAUGGCUACCGGCAUUACCUCUGUGAAAAUAUCUGAUUUAAACGCUGGUUUUGCCCCAAGUCAUCAGUCCAGAAAUAACUUGGGAGACCUGCUACUGGAUAACUGGCAAAAAAAAAAUAUAAUGUUUUGACUUUUUGCCUGAGGUUAUCAUAGGGAGCACUAUGUGAAUGAGUCACCUAUUAACAUACAGACUGCUGAAGUCUCCAGUGCUGUACGAACAGCAGGUUGUAUCAGCUGUAGCUAAUUCAUAUUACUUCAGUAAUACGUGAACAAUGACUCUUUAAUGGUGUCUGUACUUGGCCAAAGAUGGUUUGUUUGAGAUAGGAAACAUCGCUCACCACUGUGGGUGGACCGUAAUAGUUCAACAAAACCAGCAGGUGGUUACGGCUGUCCACGGGAUCUGACUGAAUGUGUCAUGUUAAUUUCAGAAGAAACUUUUCUUAAUAUUUCAAGAUGAUCAACUUAACAGUUCUGUAUCAGGACUUAGGGUAUUUUGGAGCAAGUUGCUUGCGUAACAAACAACAAGUUACACCUGUUGUUUCAAUGUGUUGCAUACAUUUAAGUAUAUGUUAGAAUUUCCAUCUCAUUUUCAGGUUGUUGUAGGUGCAGGUUUUAAACAUGUAAAACUUCUGCCACUUCAGCAUACAAAAGUGAUUACAGAUCUUCAGAUUUUGAUUAAUUACAAUCCAAAAUUAGAGGAGGUUUAUUGAGAUAUUGUAAUUUGAUUUUAAUGCUGGAUUCAUAUGCCAUAAAUUGUUAUUGAAACCCAACCCUAUCCACAUGCAAAGAUUUAGAGCAAUAAGAGGGGGAAAGCAAUAAGGUUGGGCAGAGAAGGUCAAAGUGGGAACGAAAAAAGACAUGUCACACCACGAUUUAAUCAAACUGAAUGUAGUAAUAAACGUUUGGUGUCAUCCAGGAGCCAAGGGAAAGAUGCCAUGCUUACCACACUUCCUUGGUAUUAUUAAGGAAAAAUAAUAUGUUGCAUACUGUUGUUAACAUUAGAUUUUUUUUGUUAAGUUGUCCACCACCCUCUUGUUAAAGCUCAACUAAUCACCCGUGUCUCUCCUUUUUGAUCAACUCCUUUCAGAUCAGGGAUGAUAGAUGAAUUGAAGGAGAGAAGAACAAGGGGAGAUGAUGAAAGGUAUCGGGAUACAUUCAGAGCCAAUGUGCUGCUUUUUGUGUAGCCUUCAGAGUAACGCAAACGGACACGGGAAGAGAGCUCUCCCUUUUUUGUGUGUGUUUCAUAUUAGAUUAACUUCUCCUUCAUUGUACUGUUGAAACUGGAGACUCAAAAAUACUGCGGCUCCAGGCGUUUUAGCCACAACCUCUUUUUCAAAGUCAGUCCUGCUCUGAUGUUGGAUCAUGUUUGGGCUCCAUACUGAUAUCUGGCUCUGCAUUAGUGGUUAAAGACAGAAUACAAAACUGACACUCUACCUUGAGAGUGUAUUUAUUUUCAGCGAAGCAGUCCACAGACAUACCUGAACAGUGUGUGACAGAAAGAGUGAAUCCUUUCACUGAAAUUAUUCCAGGAAUCGAUGCUGUAAAGCUAUACUCAAAUAUUUUAUGUCUCAUCACUAUGUAUAUCUGAUGUCUUAACAGCUUUUCCUUCGUGACAAUGAAGCAACCCAGAUGUCGCUAACAUCAUCCUGUUUUUUUUUUAUCUUAUUUUUUUUGUUAAAAAGAGUGUGAUAGAGACCUGUUUUUUGGUUUUUGUUUGUUUUGUUUUUUUGGAUCAGUAUACAGUCUGUCUCUGGCUCCUUCUGUAUGCAUCAUUCUAGGUUUGUUUCUUAUGAUUGCAAAAAUGAAUCAUCAAACCACCAAUUAAAAUAUUUCAUUUUUACAGA